This is a messenger RNA of Andrographis paniculata, 2339 nucleotides long. RefSeq names its product putative pentatricopeptide repeat-containing protein At3g05240. Bases 121 to 2262 code for a protein of 713 amino acids. The transcript has a single exon. Gene Ontology annotation, biological process: RNA modification. Lineage: Eukaryota; Viridiplantae; Streptophyta; Magnoliopsida; Lamiales; Acanthaceae. Gene Ontology annotation, molecular function: protein binding; RNA binding. The record is from RefSeq and is a predicted model, not a curated record.
UGCCUAAAAGUAAACAAAGUUCUUAAGUCCGAACAAUAUAUAUAAAUAUAUAUCAUGCACGUGUGUAAUAAAACCAUAAUCUUAUACAACGCUAAACCUCAAUUGCCAAUAUAAAAAAAAAUGCAUUCCUUUCAAAUUCAUUCCAUCGCAUCACCUUCUUCUGCGAAUAUUCCGAUUCCCAAAUCACAAUCCAAAAUCACCGGCGAUUCAUCGCCGCACUAUUCUCCCCGGCGUCGCGAAGAUCCAUUCUCCGACGCUCUUCUAUCACUCCGCCGAUGCACGGCCACCGGAAGCCCAAAAUCGGGCUCUUGUCAACACGCCCGUGUUCUCAAGUUGGGGAUCGAAACCGAUAUCUAUAUCGGCAACUCUCUUCUCAACAUGUACUCCAAAUGCGGCCACUUAAAAGACGCCCACAACCUGUUCGACCAAAUGCCUCACCGAACUGUUGUUUCCUGGACUUCCAUGAUGUCGGCUUAUCUCCUCGCCGGCGACGCCGCGGCGGCGGCGGUGCUGUUCGGACGAAUGCUGGACCUUGAUGAUGUCCGGCCUAACGAAUACUCGUUGGCCGCGGCAUUGCAGGCUUCUGCAUCGAUCGGAGACGCCGAUUUGAUCGGCGCAUUCCAUUGUUACGCAGUUAAGUUCGAGCUCGUUUCGGAUGAGUUCUUGCAGAAGUGUUUGAUUGAUGCGUACGCUAAAUCGGGCAUGUUCGAAGCCGCGGAAAAGCUUCUGCAGAAGCUGUCGAGCAGAGAUGUCGUUGCAUGGACGUCGGUUAUCUCAGGUUGUGUUCGUCGCGGCUACGGAGAAAGAUCAUUGGAGUUUUUUUGUCGAAUGCAAGAAGACGGGAUUUUUCCGAACGAAGUAACGAUGUUAGCCGUCUUACAGGCGUGCUCGGAGAUUCGUAGCCGUAAGAUCAUGUUGUUGAUUCUCGGAUUUGUUUUGAAAGGGGGCUUGUGUAAGUGCGAUCUCGUGUUGAAUUCGUUGAUCGGGAUGUAUUCAAAGAGCGGCUACUUCGUCGAGGGGAUGUUAGCGUUUUCGAGCUUUUGCUUCACGAAUGACGGUCGUUACACGAGCCCGGAAACUAUGGCGAAUCUCGUGCACGGAUGUGCGAUUUUUGAGUCGGGAGAGAUCGGGAAAGGGAUACACGGAUACGUAAUCAAGCACGGGUUUCUCCCGUGCGUCGUCGUCGAGAAUUCCCUAAUAAAUAUGUAUGUGAAGAUCGGCGAGGAGUAUUCGGCGAUGGUUUUGUUCAGAACGAUGUUGAAACGAGACGUGAUUUCUUGGAACACGGUGAUUAGUGGCUUCGUAAAGAUCGGUCGGCCCGGUGAUGCGUUGCGGCUUUUCGCCGAACUUUGUAGGAAAAAUUGCAAUGAAAAAAUAUCCCCCGACUUCGCCACGGUUCUUGCGUCUUUAGAAGCUUGUUCGGAGCUGGCGUUGUCGCCGCAAGGUCGAGUUAUUCAUGGCUACGUAGUAAGAACGGGGUUGCUCGGCGAUGUUUUCAUACAAAACGCGCUGAUAGAUAUGUACGCGAAGUCGGGGAAGGUCGAUUCCGCGGAGAGCAUCUUUGCGGAAAUGGGCAAGCGCGACAUCGGAUCGUGGAACUCGCUCGUCGCGGCAUACGGUAGCAACGGGCGCGCGACGUGUGCGUUGAAAGCUCUCUUCCGUCUCGAGCGAUCGGGGGGCGUCGAACCUGACGGAGUUACGUUCGUGAACGUUCUCACGGCGUGCGCCCAUGCAGGUGUGGUGCGGGAGGGUCUCGCCGUGUUCGGGUCAAUGGAGGGACGGUACGGCGUGAAGCCGAGCGUCGAACAUUACGGGUGCAUCGUGAAUCUUUUGGGCCGGGCCGGGCGAGUCGAGGAGGCGGAGAGGUUUAUACGCACGAUGGCAGUGAAUCCCGGGCCUGACGUGUGGGGGGCUUUGCUUGGUGCGUGUGUCGUGGCCGGUGAUGUUGGCAUUGCCGAGAGGGCAGCGAAGGAGCUCGCAAUUUUGGAACCGGACGGGAGCGCGUGGAGAGUGGCGAUGGCGAAUGUGUAUGCCAGAGUCGGGAGAUGGGCGGCGGCGGCAGAGAUGCGAGCGGCGGUGGCGGCGGAGAAGAAGGAGGGAGGGUGGAGUAGUGUGGAGGUUGGAGGUAAGGAAAUGAGGUUUGUGGCUGGGGACACUAAGUGUACGGAAAGGGUAGAUGCUUAUGAGAUCCUAAGUUUUUUGAAGAACCAUAUGAAAGAUGGAUCUUCAAUUUACUAUGAUCAUUUUAGUAUAUGUUGCUAAAAAGAAUUUACAUUAAUUAGAAAAAUGAAUUAGAGAAUUGAAACUAGUGUGUUUGUUUAGAGUAUUCUUAAAUAUUU